AUGAGAGGCAAUCUCAUCCUUAUCGAAGGUCUCGAUAGAUCGGGCAAAUCCACCCAGGCAACCAUACUAGCAGAAAAACUAGAUGCUCAGUUGAUCAAAUUUCCCGAUAGACUGACCCCCAUCGGUCAGAUCAUCAAUAGGUACCUAGUCGAUCGAGAUUUCCACCUUCCUGACCAAGCUGCUCAUCUUCUAUUUCUGGCUAACAGAUGGGAACUUGCGAAUCUGCUUGUGGAGCUGCUACAAGCUGGCAAAAACAUUGUUAUGGACAGAUACAUAUACUCGGGAAUAGCGUACUCGUUGGCGAAGAAGGGAGCUGAAAUGGACAGUCAUGAAUGGCUUUAUGGUCCCGAUCGAGGGCUUCCAAAACCAGACUUGACACUUUUUCUUACAAUCAGCUUGGAAGAGCUCAGUAGUCGUAAGGGCUACGGAGAGGAGCGAUACGAACAACUUGAGUUUCAAUCGAAAGUCAAGGAAUGCUUCUUGAAAAUAUUGGAUUCUUCGGAUCCCACCAUUGCCAUCGUGGAUGUCGAUGGCCUUCUGAUUGACGAGGUGACGGGAAAGCUAUGGAGUGAAAUCCACAUCAGAGGUCUUGACCAGUCAUCAAAUAACAAAAUCACCUACUUCCAGUAA
Candidozyma auris is the source of this 630-nucleotide messenger RNA. Its product is annotated as bifunctional thymidylate/uridylate kinase. Bases 1 to 630 code for a protein of 209 amino acids. Gene Ontology annotation, biological process: dTDP biosynthetic process; dTTP biosynthetic process; dUDP biosynthetic process. NCBI's taxonomy places the organism in Eukaryota, Fungi, Ascomycota, Pichiomycetes, Serinales, Metschnikowiaceae. Gene Ontology annotation, cellular component: nucleus; cytoplasm; cytosol. The transcript has a single exon. Gene Ontology annotation, molecular function: ATP binding; dTMP kinase activity. The record is from RefSeq and is a predicted model, not a curated record.